GGGCACCAGGAAGUAGUGCAGGAAGGCAGAUCCAGGAAGUGGCAGUCAGCUCCCUCAGGUGGAACUACAGGAAAAAUGGAGGCUCUUCUGAGUGUCAUAAUGUUUGUUGUUCUACCUUAUUCCAAUAAUGAUGCCUUCAUACCUACAACAGUGAAAACAGCAUCUUCAGACAAAUCUCAACUCCUCGGUUUCAAUAUUGAACCUCGGAAAGGAAAUCUUACUGGUGUGAUAACCACUGAAAUGACAACAGUACCAGAAUCUUUCCUCAAGUGCCAUGUGUGUAGUGGCGAUAUACAAUGUUCAAACCCAACCAAGUGUAAUCCGGAGGAGAAAUUCUGCGUGUUUACGAAAUUGGAGACUGACAAGAGGCGUAUUAUCAAAUAUUGUUCAUCCACCUGUCCAUUCCAGGAUAUUCAAGAAAGAAAGUAUCUACAGUUUUAUGCAGCCUGUUGUGUUACCGACUUAUGCAAUUAUAACAUAUUAGGAGAAGGGCACAAGUUAAGAGUCCGUUUUCCAAUGAUAGCAAUGACAUUGGUAGCAUAUUUCAUUGACGCUUUCCAGAUUGAACCGUGAUAUGUUGAAAUAAAGCUCUGACUCUCCCCAAAGACUCUGUCUAUGUGCCACUCCCCAUCGGGCAGUAAGAAAUCCUCAUCCAUGCGCUCCCAGGAAUUUUUUCCAAAAGAACCCACUAGUGUCCUGGAGACCUUCCUCUGGUUCACACUAGCCCCAGAGCAGCAGUCUAGAAAGCAAAUAAAGCCCUUUUUAACAUG
Molecule: messenger RNA, 770 nt
Organism: Monodelphis domestica (gray short-tailed opossum)
Lineage: Eukaryota; Metazoa; Chordata; Mammalia; Didelphimorphia; Didelphidae
Product: lymphocyte antigen 6D-like
Cellular component (GO): plasma membrane
Source: RefSeq, a predicted model, not a curated record